Amphiprion ocellaris (clown anemonefish) is the source of this 2336-nucleotide messenger RNA. Its product is annotated as signal-regulatory protein beta-1-like. Gene Ontology annotation, cellular component: plasma membrane. The coding region runs from base 326 to 1234 and encodes 302 amino acids. The transcript has 6 exons. The record is from RefSeq and is a predicted model, not a curated record. Lineage: Eukaryota; Metazoa; Chordata; Actinopteri; Pomacentridae.
GGCCUUGCAUAAAACAGAAACCUGUAGGAAAACCUGUAGAAUAAUAACCUGCUUACUGUUGCACUGUGGUUUCUGUCAGCAUUGCAGACAAAGGGCCUAUUUGUUAGCCAAGACACUGACACAUGUACUUUUUUUCACCCCGGCAGCCUCUGAGAUACGGGUUUGUGUUGAAGCAUGACCUAUUAAUGAACCAUCACCUCUAACCAUAAAGUACAAAAAAAUAACAGCUGACACCAUCACUUUUUAAUGCUCGGCAAGCUUCAAACUUAUGUCCGCCUGAGAAACUACUUCACCACUCAGGCUCAGAGUGGAGAAUAACAGCAGCAUGGCCAAACAGCCUCACCUGUGUUUGCUUCUUGUGUUUGCAUCCCAAAUAUCAGCCCUGACAGCGACCCAGGAGGGACUGAGGGUUAGACAGCAUCCUCCAUCUCUCAGUGUGAUGCGGGGUGAGACGGCAACCCUGUCCUGUCAUUUCAAAGUGGAAUCCCUCAAGUAUGGGGUUCAGUGGUUCAAAAUGAAGUCGGGAAAGCAGCUCAUCGCAAAGUCAUCCAGGCACAUCGCUUUGGAGAAGAAUCAAACCUCCUCCCUGGUGAUUACUGAUGUUGCACCGGAGGAUUCUGGGUGGUAUUACUGCGAGGUGAACGUCCUGCACAAAGACCCGGAGUGGGGCAACGGGACCGAGCUGGUCGUCCUGGCACCACCUUCUGCUCCUAAAGUAUACCUCCAGAUUCCCCCUGACCCACAGACAGGGCAGUGGGCUCUCAUCUGUCUCACAGGGGGAUUCCACCCAAGUAGGCUCACCCUCGCCUGGAUGUACCAAAGUGCAGCAGCUGAUAUCGAUCACCUGUCAGUCACCAAUUGCACCCUACCUGCUAACGACCCUCAUGGCAACCUGUCCGAACACCCAGCCGAUGGAGCCCUGCUGUCUUCUUGGUUGGUGAACUCUGUGCCUCUGCGUCAGUCAACGUGUUUCCAGGUGACGGACAUCUACAGCCGGGAAGUGUUUCUCUUCAGUGUGCUUUUCCUCCCCAAGAAGGAGUCCUUGAGAACGGGGAUAACCUUCACCUGUGGGCUGCGGGACCACCCUGCCAUGACCACUGCUCUGACUGCCUCCUUUACAUGGGAUGCCUCCCCUAACCAGGUGAUUGUAUAUUUGAAUGUUCUCAAGAUGUGUUUCCUCUCCGCAAUGGCCGUUGUGUUUUUACUGGAAGCAGCCAAACAUUUCUGGGUGUGAGGAAAAUGAUGAUGUCUGCCAUGAAACGCAAAAUGAAAUAGGAGAGAAAACAAAAAUGGGCCGGCGGGUAUUCAGCACAGCUCAUCUCAGCAGACCAACCUUUGACAAACAGCUUCAUACAAAUUCAAGUACAGAGUCGUCACAGAAAUAAAGAAGAUUAAUUCUGAGUUAGUUUAAUCCACACUAUAAGUAAAUGUUGCACAUAGGUCCCUCUAUCAUAUGCAAUAAAAGGUUCCCCCAGUUUCUAGGCACAUGCUUGUAUGUGCAUGGUUACAUCUGCUUCUAUGUAUAUUCCUCUUUGCUCUCUCAUCCUCUAAACAUUGAUUUCUUCCCGCACAUCAGAGCUGUUUAUCUCUAUAACUUUUUAUCGCUCCCGGUAUGCUGACUAGCGUGUAUUUUGGAUUUGUUCAUUGUGUCAGUGGCUGGUAGCCCACAAAUCUUAGUCAUUCACUUGGGGUCUGUGCAUCAAAAUGAAUGCUUCAUGCAUGAUCCACCUGUCAAACCGAUACAGUGAUCAGCUCAACCUCCGUGUAGGCCUAAUCCUCACAAAACAGGAUUACAGCCCAUGCCAGCGCUUUGCUUGUGUGAUAGCAUUGUUUAUGUUUGCAGCGUGUGGGGUGAGAUCUUGAUUCACAUGUUGGUGGAAGUUCAUUUUAAAUUUAGGCCUGCCCACACUGCCAAGAGCAAGAAACAGUGCCAGAAAUAAUGAUCAUCACACUGGGAUCAUGCUGAUGUAUCUACAGUAUCACCGCAUUAGUGAUGUCAAAAACAGGCUGCUCAAUAAACUUUCUACUGCUCAAGCUUAUUUUAUUUUAUGUCAUAAUAAAGUAAAAAAAAAAAGCAAUAUAUUUCAUACAACAUGGCUUAAUUCAUGUGAAAUUUAUAUGCAAUCUUCUCAUUCUCUCUUUCAAAAACAAAUUAGUCCUUAUCUCUCCUCUUUCAUGUACAAACACACACUCACAUAAACAAAGUCACGUUUUACAUGACAGCUGGCUGUGCCGUAGUUAAUAUGUGUGCAUUUAUAAUUUUAUGUUUUGCUUAUGAAAAUAGUGUUUGUGUGUGUCACUUUUGGUCUCUUCCAUUAUGUACACACACAUGAAUG